Hypanus sabinus (Atlantic stingray) is the source of this 11586-nucleotide messenger RNA. RefSeq names its product frizzled-5-like. Gene Ontology annotation, cellular component: plasma membrane. Lineage: Eukaryota; Metazoa; Chordata; Chondrichthyes; Myliobatiformes; Dasyatidae. Gene Ontology annotation, biological process: non-canonical Wnt signaling pathway; canonical Wnt signaling pathway. The record is from RefSeq and is a predicted model, not a curated record. The coding region runs from base 2529 to 4280 and encodes 583 amino acids. Gene Ontology annotation, molecular function: Wnt receptor activity; Wnt-protein binding. The transcript has 2 exons.
UACGCAGUGAAAUAGAGUUAUAACAAAAUUAUAUGUAUAAAAUUAUUCACAGUCAUUGAAGAAUUAUGUUUAUUACACUGACUUACUGAAGAAUUACUGUUUUAUAUUCUGGCAUAUUCAGGAUUUUGAUAGUGCCAGACUAGCAGGUUUUCUGGACUACUGGAUUUUACCAAAACACACAUAUACAUGUAUUUCACUCUGGUUUUGCUUGUCACACAGUAGUGUAAUUAUUUUUCAGUGAACUUUGUAAUUAUAAAGGGAGCAUGGGAAUUAGGGCCCAGGAAGCUGAAAGGGAGUGUGGGGAACUGGGGUCAAAUGAGUACAAGGAGGCAGGAAAAUGGGGCCCAAUUGAGUUGAAAAUGUACAUGGUGAGCCAGAUGCUGAACCAUUAGGAUUAUUGAAUUAUCUAUAUCGUAUGAUAUUUCUACUAUGACCUGAUCACUAUAGAUAGACUUAAAUUUAAUAGCUGAACAAAGAUACAGAACUGCAGAGGGUAGAAACAUUAGUAUCCAGAACCUGUAGCACCAGCCAAUAUUGAUAUUCCUUCUAUUAAAUUUCACAGAUCCCAAUUUCCGGAGAGGUGAGGCUGGUGGUUAUUCAGGAAAAGAAAAAAAAAAUGCAAGGGUGGGAUGAAGAUGUGACAUUCUUCACCAGCCUCCUUCAAAAGAAAGCGAGAAAGAGAAAGGCUUACAUUAAUACAGCCUCUCCUCGGUCAGUCUCAAAUGCAUUACGGUCAGAGCUUUACAACAUAGUCAGUUUAUGCAUAGCAAGUUCCCACUAAGGGCACUGUGAAAAUGACAAGAUGGACUGUUUUCGGAUACAGUACUCAGUCCGUUCGUCUCUGUUUCAUCCAUUCUGUACGUUUCUUGGGAUUUCGAUUUAAGUUCCAGUUCCACUGGGUUGUGUUGGCUCAUCAAGGGAAAUUCUAUCAAUAAUACACAGGUCCUAGGCAGAAUUCAAAGACCAGUUCUAAAAUCUUGCUUUUAAUCUUUUUACCAUUAAAAAAUUAAACCUUUCUUUGAAACCACAUGCCCGUGUCACAUUCAGUGUCAAACCUUUCCUGUUAUGUUCCUGCAAAGCGCCUUGAAGACAACGCUGACUUUAAGCAUGCAGCCCGCCAGUUAUCUGCCCCAGAGAGCGUCCUGGGUCUCACAGGGCGCUAAGCAUUCAAAUCUUUACUGCGUUGCAGGUGCAGUGUAUAUCGGUGUUACCCGUUUUAAAUAACUUUUCCUUUUUUACAGCAGGUCCGCGCUUCACCCCUCCCCCAGAAAUUUUAAUCUGAAAGAGAUAAGUCGACUUUAUGAGCAGUUUACGGAAAGGUUCAAAGAUCGCCAAAUAGCUGCUCUGAAUUUGCUCAGAGGGCUACGAUAAGGAUUUAUGCGCUGAUAGCUGAUGUUUGUUUUGCUCAUAGUGAAACAUUCAAUGAACACCAGAAUAACUUUAAAUAACCAAUUGCCCCGUAAGGUAAGGGAAGGGAAAAGGCACAGACUUCUAGUUCAAAACCAGACUACUGAUGCCCGGUUUAGAGUUUCAAUGUUUCCAGACAACGUACUUUGAAAAUCUGUACGAAUGCCAACCUUACGUAAACAUUCUCCCUUACCCUUUGACAGUAACCCCAAUUACAUUCACUGCCCCUUUGAAGUUAUCUUGCGAUUGAAGGGUGCUUUAAAGGAGGAAUUGGGUCAAUCGAGGAAGAUUUAGUGCGCUAAUACUUUAAAAUUACUUUGAGUUUUGCUUAAAACAAAAUGUGCGAAAAGCUCCUUCAAAGUAGUAAAACUCAGUACGUGGUAAUACUUUCAUCCAGUCAGUGAACUCAGUCACCUAGUCUUUUUUUAUUGGUUAAUAAAAUAGUAAGUGGGUCUUUUUUGUUGAUUGGGUGCUUGAUUGGUCCAUGGGGAAGUUGGGCGGGAACUAUCGGGAAGCGCUAAGGCGCGUGAUUGGUCCUCAUACGAUAGGUGGAGCUACGCUCUCAAUUUCUUCGAAUUGUGAAGGGCAGAGCGUCCUCCUCGUGGCUGUUGAUUGGUACAGAAAGAUCACGGGAGGCGGGGUUUCAGUGACAGGUGCACUGCGAUUGGCGUACACUGGCACAGAAGUGUAGAUUGACAGGAAGAGGACUGAGCUUUACCUUAGCUACAUUGUGUUUUCAAAAAAAGUAACAAUCUGAUAGCGGAGCCGUAAGUGGAGCGAAGAGAAAGGCACCGAGAGAGGAAGGCACUGUUUCCCGGUUAAGCAACCGGAGUCCAAGGAGCUGUACAUUCGGAUAGAGCAAAGAGGGAACACAACAAAAACAGCACGAAUGAGAUUUUCCUCGUUUGUUUUCAAGAGCGGCGGCUUCGGAUGUUGGCAUACACACUUCACCUGAACUCCCUUCUCCCCUUAUCGCGCCAGUCAUGUCCGAGUGUGGUCAGGUGUGGCCUUGUUUAAUUUUGCCGGGAGAGGGGGAACUGGGGCUGUAAAACUCCGGAGGCAGAGAAUUCGAGGGCCGGUAUCAGAAGUCGGCUGGAUCCUUGUCUUUUAAUCUGGAUAUUAUGGCUUGUCGCGUGCAAGAGCCCUCAGCCCUGGUCGGCGUCUGUGUUUGUCUCGUGGGGUUGGUGGGGGUCACCCUCUGCGCUUCCAAGGCAAUGGUCUGCCAAGAGAUUACGGUGCCCAUGUGCAAAGGCAUUGGCUAUAACCAUACCUACAUGCCCAACCAGUUCAACCACGACAGUCAAGACGAAGCGGGGCUCGAGGUGCAUCAGUUCUGGCCUCUGGUAGAGAUUCAAUGCUCCCCGGACCUCCUCUUCUUCCUGUGCAGUAUCUACACUCCCAUAUGCCUGGCGGACUACAUGAAACCAUUGCCACCUUGCAGAUCCGUCUGCGAAAGAGCCAAAUCCGGCUGCUCCCCACUGAUGAGACAAUAUGGUUUCGCUUGGCCUGAAAGAAUGAACUGCGACAAGCUCCCGGUGCUCGGAGACCAAGACAACUUGUGCAUGGAUUACAACAGGUCCGAGGUGACCACUGUAUCGCCCCCGUUCUUAAAGCCCACCGUUGCGCCCAAGGUUUUGGGCGGCAGCAAAAACGCCCGACCCUCCUGGGCAUAUCCUGGAAAGCAACCCGCAUCAUCAGCAGACUGCCCUGGGAAAUGUAACUGCAAAGACCCUCUGAUCCCGAUCUCCAAAGAGAGUCACCCACUCUACAACAAGAUCAGAACCGGUCGGCUGCUCAACUGUGCUUUCCCAUGUUACCAGCCCUUCUUCAACAAGGACGAGAGGACUUUCGCAACCUUGUGGAUCGGCCUGUGGUCCGUCCUGUGCUUCAUCUCCACGUUCACCACCGUGUCCACCUUCCUGAUUGACAUGGAGAGGUUCAAGUACCCAGAGCGGCCCAUCAUCUUCCUGUCCGCCUGCUACCUCUUCGUGUCCAUGGGCUACAUCGUCCGGCUGGUAGCCGGCCACGCCAACGUGGCCUGUAACAAGGACUACCACCACAUCCAACACGACACCACCGGCCCCGCCCUCUGCACCGUGGUCUUCCUGCUCAUCUAUUUCUUCGGCAUGGCCAGCUCCAUCUGGUGGGUCAUCCUGUCCUUUACCUGGUUUCUCGCCGCGGGCAUGAAGUGGGGCAACGAGGCCAUAGCGGGCUAUUCCCAGUACUUCCACCUGGCCGCGUGGCUGAUUCCCAGCGUCAAGUCCAUAGCUGUACUGGCGCUGAGUUCGGUGGACGGGGACCCGGUGGCCGGCAUCUGCUACGUGGGCAACCAGAACUUGGACAACCUCCGGGGGUUUGUCCUAGCUCCUCUGGUGGUCUACCUGCUCACGGGCACAACCUUCCUGUUGGCCGGGUUUGUCUCCUUGUUCAGGAUACGGAGCGUCAUCAAGCAGGGGGGCACCAAAACCGACAAACUGGAGAAGCUUAUGAUUCGAAUAGGGAUCUUCACAGUGCUCUACACCGUCCCGGCCACCAUAGUCGUGGCUUGCUUCAUCUACGAACAGCAUUCUCGGGAGAGCUGGGAGACGGCGCUCAGCUGCCCCUGCCCGGGAGCCAGAGAUUACCCCAGACCCGAGUACGCCGUCUUCAUGCUCAAGUACUUCAUGUGUCUGGUGGUAGGCAUCACCUCCGGCGUCUGGAUUUGGUCCGGCAAGACCCUGGAGUCGUGGAGGCGGUUCACAAGUAGAUGCUGCUGGCCUAGGAAGCUGACCAGCGGCUCCAUGUACACUCAGGCAAGCACAGCCUUGACGGCCCGGACCGGAGCCAGCGGUUCGGCAGCUUAUCACAAGCAAGUGGCGCUCUCGCACGCCUGAUGCUGGGGUGCACGCGUGCAUAUACAUAUUGUAAAUAAAUAGACGUAUAUUAUAUAUUUAUCCCGAGGUACUUCUACCUGAAGAAGUGUUUAUCUGGUGAGUCUUACACUGUGGCUUGUAUUUGUUGAGUUUCCGAACUGUCAUCUUCAGAGACCCGGUUCCCAGUCUCUGGUAACCGAUUAUUUAAAUCUCCGUGGCGGGGCUGUGUUUCAGUUUGGGGUGAUUAAAACAACCCGGAGGAACUCAUUUUUACCCGGGUUUACAACCCGCCAGAUUUACGCCCAAUUCACUCUCAAGGAGUUGGUUUGAAGAGAAUUUGCCCCCCCCCCCCGCUCACCCAAUUGCUUUGAUUAACAACCUGUGUCUGUUAACAGACUGGGACGACGAGGUGACCCAGCGCCUGGGUCCUCUCGUCCUGGUUAACCGGAGUACAGUGUUUGAGUAGAAGGGAAGACUGAUGCAAAUCUCCAGGCCGUUCCUGACCAUUAGACUCAAUGCUGGUAGAAAAUUAAUUGGGCGGGAGGUCUCUCCCGCUGUCAUCUGGUCUGGAGACCCUAUUAAAAAAAAACAGUGGGGUUUGGUGGGUGUAACGUCUGACCCGUCUCCGUCGGAGGGACUAGUGGGUCAAAGGCCAUUCGGUGUUUGGGCUGGCAGGCAAGGUGGGGUCGACAGUUCUGAUGGUUAAAGUGCAGACGGUCCCGGGAGGAAAGACAAGGGACAAAGGAAGCAGGGGCGGGCGUUAUUAAGGUGUAGCUGAAUGGUUCACUUUCAAACAGGUGAAAUUGCGAGCUCCCGCUGAUCAGAGCCAAAUUCCAGCCCAACCCCCACUCUAAACCGAGCCAGCCUGGUCUGAAGGCAUUGUGCUCGCCACUUACUAGAGAAAGGGCCAGUGAGCUCCAGCGUCAGGGAAAGCACAAAACACAAUUCAGUCAACAGGUGAACUACAGCCACCGGAGCAGGAAGGAGACUUUUCACUGCAGCUGGUUUUAAUCGGGGUGGUUUUUGCUUUGUAAAUGUGACCACAUUAUCUGAUGAAAAGGUGAGCAAGAGAAAAACAACAAGCAAUGAUCAAAAGCAGAGCAUAUCAUGACAAUUGUAUCCUCCUGUCAGGCUGUUCCUGUGGUGUCCAGCAUUCUCGCUAGUCUUUUGUUAAGCGUUAAUGCUGAAUGAACUUUAUGAUCUACUUGAGGUUGUUCGUGGGUUGGUCAGGCCUGCUAGACUGGGCACUGGAUGGACUAGCUUGCACCCUUCCCUGCACUCCAUCUUUUCCAUCAAAAUGAUAAUCCACUUUUAGUUUGGACAACACUAAAUGGUUUCUUGCAGCUGCAGGCACCUUCCAACAUGGGUUAAAAGUUCAGGGAGGCACUUCAUUGAAUUUCCCAUCUAAUUAUUCAUCAGUCAGAGGGAAAGGGACAUCCUAUCUCAGUCUUUUAAAUGCUGCAAAUUUAUUUGCCUCUACCACAGCCCUAGGCAGCGUGUUCCACACACAUACUAGAUAUGUAAAAAAUCUACCUCCAGCAUCCCCCCGCUUUUCUCCAUCAGAUUCACCCACUCAAGGCAAUUCACAGCAGUCAGUCAGCCUACUAUUGGGAUGAGGGGGUGAAAUGGAGCACAUGGAGGAAAUACACAUGGUCACAGGGAGAAUGUGCAAAUUUCACACACACAGCACAUGAAGUCAGAUCUGCUAGCUGCCUACUAAUUUAGGAGGAACAUUUCUAUGGGACAGGAUAGUCAAGUCUGUAUGUUGUACACCCAAACAGUGCAAAUCUACACUUUUAAGCUGUGAUCAGAAUCACAGCUGGGCUGAGCAUUUAUCCUGGAUGAAGUAUUGACCCAGGCAAUAUCCUUCUUCAGACUACAGUAUUUAACUUCAAAGGCAUCACACUAAUCCCGGUCUCAUAUGUAUGAUUCCUCAGAAAUAUUUUACACUUUUUUUCCAGUUCUCUAUGAUUUUUUAAAUUCUGGCAGAAAUGCAGUUACAAAUGUUUUCAGCUUAUUUCAUUUCACUCUGGAAAUUCAAGCUGUUCUGGUCACAAGUCCCCAUUGCAAUUUCUGUUUCCAGGGAACAGGGACUAAUAUUGUCCCCCAUGAAAUGAUCCUUUUGGGAUGUGUUGGGGGAAACAGGUCCACAUUGGCCUGACAGGGUCUUGAGCCAAAGACAAAAUGGAUGUGUGAGUUUCCUUUACAACUAAACAUCCUGCAGAUUCCACCUCAUCAGUAUGGUUGGCUGGAAGGGGGCAAUGGAGUUCCCAGUGAGGGGUCAAUUUCCCAACUCAAUUCCCAAUGACUCUUCACUUAAACUUCAGAAACAUCUGUAUGGGCUCCAAUCCGCCAACGGCCCCUCCCAAUCUCUGCAACCUCUGCCAGCCCUAUAACACUCUCUGCUUGUUUUCACCACUACAGGUGUAUCUUCACCUGCAUGGUUCCUGAACUCUGAGACUGUGUGUCAAUGUCUUUAAGACAUUUGCUACAAUCCAACUUUUUGACCACAAGUCCCAAUAUGUCCACAAGUGUUUUGGCUUCCUUCCCGUGCGUAACGAGGCACAGAAAGCAUAUGCCAUGCUUACAAUGUCAAGGGCAUGAUGUAAAUGCAGUUUCUUGCAGAAUGUCAAUAAUGAAUGUCAGACACAGUCCCGGUCUUGCCCUGCUCAAUUUUAAGGAUUCCAUAUAAACAAAAAGGAGACACUCUCAAGAAGUCACACACACAUACACACAUAGAGACUAGCAUACAGCUUUAUCUAAGCAGAGAUGAUAUCCCUUUAAAUUAAAGUCUUCAGAAAAAUAACAGGCCAUAACUUACCUUGUGAACUUGCAUAUUCUAGUCUUUACUACUGUGGUUGCAGUGUGCAUGCACAUCUUUUAUUUGAGCGUGUUCCUGUCUCACUUACUCUCAUAUUUGAAUUUAGUGACCCAGUAGAAGUUCAUUUGGCCCAAGCUGCCUGUGUUAGCCCAUUUAAUCCCAUUGCUCACGCUCUGUUCUUGUUAUCUUUGAUGGCUGUUCCUUUCCAUGUAUGCAAUUGAUUCCAAGACUGACCCUUUGAACAGCAUGAUUGAAACAGAUCAUUAUCUGGUCAUUAUUGUGUCCUAAAUGUGCGAGCCUGCUUACGGACUUCCUUGGCUGUCAAAGAAUUUCAGACAUUUCAAAAAAUUCAAAUUAUUUCUUAAACAUAGGAGAUUAUGCUGGAAGUCCAGAGUAACACACACAAAAUACUGGAGGAACUCAGCAGGUCAGGUGGCAUCUAUAGAGAUGAUCAAACAGUCCACAUUUUGGGUUGAGCUCCUUCAAUGGUCAAUAGACACCUUCCAGAAGCUUCAACUCUUUGUUUCUUUCCAUAGCUGCUGCCUGACCUGCUGAGUUCCUCCAGUAUUUUGUGUGUGUUACUCAGAUUAUUUCCUUUAGAGGUUAUGAAUGGCCAUAAACCUACUGACUUUUUAAGUUAUCCCAGAAUCUGUUUCUAUGAUUGGUGAAGGCAAAGUAUUUUGAUGCUGUUAUAUAAGGUUGAUCAUCAUGGUGCCAGUGAUCAGUAGUUAAUUGAAUUGUUUAAGUCGCAUUUAGGUGGAGAGGUUCAUCUGAUGGUUGAGUGGUCCUACCAGUAAGACUCUGCGGCAUGAAAGAAGGAAAGGUUUGCACAUUUUACGUUUUUUCCAUGGUCUCCAGUUGUUCCAAAGCACCAUACUCCUAAUAAACCAUAGUGUCUGAUAUUAAGUAGGAGAUGUGACAGGCAGUUUAGACAUAAGGUAUAGGAGCAGAAUUAGGCCAUUCAGUCCAUCGAGUCUGCUCUGCUAUUUCAUCAUUGCUGAUCCAUUUUUCCUCUGAGCCCCAAAGGUGUAUAAGGUCCCAAAUGUAGUCUUUCUCUUAGGCAGUCUCUUGGGCUAAGGCUGGUUGGCUCUCACCCACUCUUGUGGUGUGGAAGUUGCCCACUUGGGAGCUUUUGAGGUGUAUGUGUGUGGGUAGAAGGGAGGAACGGGGUUUGAUUUUUGUUUUGUUGCUUGUUCUGUGUUGCACUGCCAAGCUUUGUGGGCAUCGGAAUGUGUGGCGGCACUUGUGGGCUGCCCCCAGCACAUCCUCAGGUGUGUUGGUUGUUGAUGCAAGUGGCACAGUUCACUGUGUAUUUCAGUGUAGACAUGACAAAUAAACUUGAAUCUUGAUCUUGGGGUGGUGGUAAACACUGGCCACCAUGUGGACUUGCCAGAGGGAAUUGCAGAAUGCCCUAGCCAAAUGGAAGUCAGGCUCUGCUGCAUAAACUUAGCGCAGGCAUGCAUUUGGUUGAAUGGACACACACAGUGUUGGGCACAACACGUGAACUUGCUCAUGACAUCUCACAGGCUCCCCCUCCUCAUAUCCCUCCCUCACUCCCCACUCAACAAAACUCCCCAGCUGCAGUCAGCUUUCUCCCAGCCAGGAUGCGACUACUGCCUGUCUACCUCCUCACAGCUGCCCCGCUUCCCCCUCUCUCCUGUUCCUCAUUCAGAAUAACUGAGGGUUCUUUGACAUCCACCUGGGAGGUCAGAAGGGACCCCGGUUACGGCCUUAUUCAAAAGCCUUCAACCAUGUGGUACCUGAGAGCUGGCCAAGAAAGAUGGCCAUCGAUGAACCUCAGCCUUGACUCAGAGGUCAGUUGGGUUCUAUGUGAUUUGUUUUAUAAAAGCAAUCAAACAUAAGGCAGCAUGACAUCUUGAAUAGGAGAGCUGGUGUCAGAUCAGUCCGUAUAAAAGCAAUGGGAAUGGACAAAACAAAAGAUCUCCAUGAUCCUGGGUUAGAGUUCUGAACCUGAUCAGUUUAAGUGCCACAGUUGGCAGUUUGAUGAAUGAAAUAAAAUCGAUAUAAAUGACCACAAUGAGGUGGAUUGUGGCUUAAGAUGACCCAGAUUGGUGGUAGUGAACCUCAGCUUCUGUGUGGUAUACAUUAGACCUCAGACUCAGCAACAUGGGUGAGAAGGCAGGAAUGGGGUACUGAUUGUGGAUGGUCAGCCAUGGUCACAGUGAAUGGCAACGUGGAAAUGUUUGGCCCAUCAACUCCGCAUUGACCAUCAGAUAAUCCUAUAUUAAUCCAAUCUUUUAAUUCUCCCUACAUCUGCAUCCACUGCCCCACCCCAGAUUCCACUACUCACUAAGCCAGGGGAAAUUUGCAGUGGCCAGUUGACUCACUGACCUUCAAGUCUUUGGGGGAGAGAAGAAGCCCAGAGCAUCUUGAGAAAAGCCACAGAGUACAAACUGUGCAGUCAGGACUAGACCAGGGUUUCUGGAGUUGUGAGCCAGCUGCUCUACAAGCUGCACCUCUCUGUUGCAGUGUCACUGUGGAAAGGUUCAGUGUCUGCUGACCAAUGUGUAUAGAUAAUUUCUGGCAAAUUAUUGGGGUGUGAGGUGCAUUUGCAGUAUUCCCAGUUUCCCGUUGGAAAAACUAACAGAUCUACGCUAUGUCUUGCAAAGCUAUUGGUGAAACCUCAAGCACCAAACUACUCUUUUGUGACCACUUAAAAUAGAAUUUGGAGAAAUUGCUUCUCAGCUGCUUAAGAUAAUCAGUGGGAUAUCAGGCACAAGGGGGAAAGUGGUCUGCUUCAGCUUUAUCUUUAUGUCCUUUACGCUCCUAUCUUUCUGACAUUUCAUCAGACCUCCACCUUUAGUCUCAGUCACAAGACGCUCUCAAAUUUUAUACGAAUUUUAUGCCUCCAAUCAGGAAGUAUAAGUGUCAGGCAUACUCCUUGGUAGCAUGAGCUUCAGGGCUCUAUUCAGUGCAGCUUGCAAGUUGCCUCCUGGGAGUCUGCACAUUCUCUCUGUGACCCCAUGUGUUUCCCCAACUAAUGCAGGGCAGUGUUGGCAGACUGAAAGGGUCAUUCACUUGGGGCAGAGGUGAGAACAAAUUUAUAGGGCGUGAGAUCUUAGAAAUACUUCACCUAACUUGACCGUGGAAGGGCUCCAUCAACGACAAUAUCCAAGACAGAUCGAUAGAUGUUUUGAGAUUGAGGAAAUUAGUGCAUGUGAGGUUUUGCAGGAAAGGUGCACUAAGGGAAAUUAAAUUAGCUGUGAGCUUACUGAAUGGGGCUGAAUAAUUUGCUCCUUCAUUAAUUUCCUUUACAGUACACAGCCCAUGUCUUUCACAUGGUCAACUGUCUCUGACCCCAUCUCUAAGGUUUAUCUGCAAUCACGCCAGUUAACUUGAUGUCAGAGUUACAUCAUUAUCUGUACCCCUUUUGAUGUGAUCUUUGUCUCAGUCCCAUGUGUGUGUUCACCACUUUUAACUUGUGUAUGGUCUGAGUGUGUGUCUAUGUGCAUGUCUGUGUGUUUUGCUGGUUUACACAGAACAGUAAAUGCUCUCUAAGCCUUCCAUAGCUGGAAGCCAGUUGGUAGCACUUCCCAAGGUAGAAGAUUAUGGGUUCAAGAACCCCAGUCUCAAGAAUAUAAAAUCUAAGAUCCAGCACAGUUCUGCAUAGACACGCUGUGCUUUAGAAUAGCUGUUAAUGAAAUGCCCUUUAGCUAGACGUGAAAGAUCCUCUGCUGGGUAGUCCUGCCCGUGACAAGGCCAAUAUUUAUCCCCCAAAUAUGAAGAAAUAUUCAGUCACUCAACUUCUUCUUUUGGAGGUACCUUUAUUUAUUUUGCGGAUGCAAGCUGCCUUCAAAAGUUUUAGAGGCAACCUGCAUCCACAGAGUGAAUGAAGAUAUGUUGGAUAGUGUGUUUUAUAAAUCUUGGCGCAAUGGCACACAAUCAGAGCUACACAGAGACUCACUGAAUUGUUCAGUUGCACUGUAUUUUAUUCAUCCGGACCACAGCCUAUCAGUUUUGAGGCAAUGGAGUUUAAUGCAGCAACUACAUUAUUUUCUAAGGUAUUUCUUUGUUCUGCUUCUUGAAUAAUGCUCCAAAAUAUAUUUAAGAUUAAAUGGCUCUUUUUUGUUUCAUUAAUACUUACCCUGUAUUGCACGAAACGUCUUCAUGAAUGAUGUAAAUUAUUUCGAAUAACCAAUGUAAAUAAUUCUAAGUAUUUCUAGCUAAAUACGGGUUUGUUGCAAGUCUAUUUAUACCUGGACAAUCUCUUGGAUCAUAAUUCAAACCUGCAAUUUGUACAUAGCAGGUGAACAUGUCCACAGCUCCUUCAUUGAGCGUACAAGUUAACAUCCACUUUUCCUGUCAUCCCAUCAUAAUCAUUUAUAUAGUUUAAAACUUUGUAUGUAUUAUAUUUUGCAAAAGUCUUAAGAUUUUAUAAAGAGAAAUGCAAAGUAGGUAUUUAUGAAAAACAUUUCUGUCUUCUAUUUUUUGUUCUUUGUUUUAGGGGAAAAAUAAAAUCGGAGUUGAUGAAAAUUUGAUUGAUAU